AUUCAACUCCUCUUCUCAUCACCCCAUAAGAUCCCAGCUAACUCCUCGUCGCUUUCAUCUGCGUCGCCAUCUGCUAAAAUAUCCUGUUCUGUCUCGCCCUUCUUCCAGCUAUAGAUACUUCCUUACUUCACCGCAACCAUGGCCGCACCACAGCAAAUCCGCACUAAACUCACCGACCUGCUGAAGAUCCAGCAUCCUGUCAUUCUUGCCGGAAUGAACGUGGCUGCUGGACCCAGGCUUGCUGCUGCCGUCACCAAUGCCGGAGGUCUUGGUGUUAUCGGUGGUCUCGGAUACACACCAGAUAUGCUCCGUGAGCAGAUCGCUGAGCUCAAGGGAUACCUGACCGACAAGAAUGCUCCCUUCGGUAUUGACCUGCUUCUUCCCCAGGUGGGAGGCAACGCCCGCAAGACCAACUACGACUACACAAAGGGCAAGUUGGGCGAGCUCAUCGAUGUCAUCAUCGAGUCCGGCGCCAAACUCUUCGUCUCCGCCGUUGGCGUGCCACCCAAGGCCGUCGUCGACAAGCUGCACAAGGCGGGCGUUCUAUACAUGAACAUGAUCGGACACCCCAAGCACAUUCAAAAGUGCCUGGAUAUCGGUGUUGACAUCAUUUGCGCGCAGGGAGGCGAGGGUGGAGGCCACACUGGUGAUGUCCCCACAUCUGUCUUCAUCCCAGCCGCAGUCAAGAUGGUUGAGGGCCACAAGUCGCCUUUGACCGGCGAGCAGGUCCAAGUCGUAGCUGCUGGUGGUAUCUACAGCGGUCAAUCACUUGCUGCCAUGCUCGCCUUUGGUGCGACCGGUGUGUGGGUUGGAACACGCUUCAUCCUCUGCGAGGAGGCUGGUGCGCCAAAGGUUCACCAGGAAGCCGUCCGCACCGCUGGCUGGGACGACAACAUCCGCACAAUCAUCUUCACCGGACGACCCCUCCGUAUCCGCAACAACCCAUACGUCAACAACUGGGAAGAGAACAGGCAACAAGAAAUCAAGGAGCUCACCAGCAAGGGCAUAAUACCCGUCGAGCACGACCUCGAGAAGAUGGGCGACGAUGUCGAUGAUGAGACUAUGGAUAAUGCCCGACCCUUCCUCAUGGGCAAGGUUGCUGCCGUUGUCAAUGAGAAGAAGACCGCCAAGGAGAUUGUUGACGAGCUUGUCACUGAUGCCGUCAAGGCGCUCCAGGACGGAAACUCGUUGAUUGUAUCCAAGCCUAAGCUUUAAGCGUUGAUUUUUGUCUGCAUUCAUAUCUGAUCUUGUUGUUUUUUGUUCUAGCAUGAAUACUGGAUACCUGAUUGUACACUCGAGAAUCAGUAUUUUGUUGAGAUAUUGAGCAAUUUUUGCACUGUUUUUCGGGUUGUAGUAUUGUCUCACAAUUAUGAUGUCACCCUGCAAGGCUAUAGAGGUCACGAAGGAAGAGAGAAUAUAUGAUUAAGAAGAUGAUUGC
Bipolaris sorokiniana ND90Pr is the source of this 1438-nucleotide messenger RNA. RefSeq lists its product as uncharacterized. The transcript has 3 exons. The coding region runs from base 139 to 1215 and encodes 358 amino acids. The record is from RefSeq and is a predicted model, not a curated record. Gene Ontology annotation, molecular function: nitronate monooxygenase activity. NCBI's taxonomy places the organism in Eukaryota, Fungi, Ascomycota, Dothideomycetes, Pleosporales, Pleosporaceae.